Messenger RNA from Didymodactylos carnosus, 2736 nucleotides. Lineage: Eukaryota; Metazoa; Rotifera; Eurotatoria; Philodinida; Philodinidae. The record is from the annotation of a GenBank genome assembly.
AUGUGUGCAUCGUUAUACGACGAAGAUGAACUGGAUGAGAAAGAAAUAGCUAAAACAAUAACUGUCGAUCAACCACAACAACCAUGGGGAGACAGUAUUCGUUUGUUACAAGCACAACUCCAUACCAAAAAAUUACAACAACAUCAUCAUCAGACAAAAAAAGAAUUGAAGGGUGGUGGAACAGUGGCACCGGUAGCGGAUCUAAGAAAACGUCGACUACCUCGAUUUGGACCAGGACCAGAAGUUUCGUUUAAUAGUAUGACAGGAAAGAUGGAAGUACAUGAUCAAAAAUCAUCGGAAAACAUCAGUUCGAAUGUAAACACUGUUCAACCACAACCAGUACAACAACAAUUGACAUCUAUUGCACUACUAACAUCAAUCACAACAAACAUUCCAGAUGAAUAUGAUCCUUUAAAACCAAACGAUUAUGAAAAACUGAAAGAACAAAAACGUCGUCAACAACAACGUGAACGUGAUGAAGAAAGGCGACAACAGGAUGAAGAAGACCAUAUAUUAGAUUAUGAAAAAGAGAAGGAACGUGAUCGUGAAGCGGAAGAAAGAUUAAAAAAAGGAGCAGCUUUUGCACCACCACCGUCAUUAAUCGAAGAAGAUAAACGUUCAAGUUUAGAAUCAACUUCAAACGAAGUCAUGUUACCACCUCCAAAUCUGAAAGAUCGUGUUGAACGUAUGGAUACAAGCCCUGCGCGAACAGCGUCGCCAAGCAAUGUAACAUUACCUCCUCCAUCGUUACCACCUCCAUCUUUAGUAAAUCCAUUUGGUGCUAGUGCAGCUGCAAAAAUUAUGGCCAAAAUGGGAUAUAAAGAAGGUCAAGGACUCGGGAAGUCUCAACAAGGAAUGAGUCAAGCACUGGUUGUCGAAAAAACAUCGAAACGAGGAGGAAAAAUUUUGCAUGAAAAAGAAUUACCUCUAAAACAGGGUAACAAUAUGGUUGGUGGUGGAGAAGUUGAUGAAAUGUUAGAAGGUGAAACGAAAGAAGAAUGUCAGAAAUAUGGUGAAGUAGAAAAAGUUGUUAUUUUUGAGAUUCCUGACUCACCAGAUGAAGAAGCUGUUCGAAUAUUUGUGGAAUUUAAACGAGUUGAAUCAGCUGUCAAGGCUGUAGUCGAUUUAAAUGGACGUUAUUUUGCUGGCAGAGUGAAAAAGAUAUCUUCUAUUCAACCUUUUACAAUGGAUGGUGAUGAUACAAAACAUUUAGACGAUGAUGCAUUUAUCGGUAAUGCUGAGGAUAAUACACAAGAUAGCAAAAAUACACCUUUGGAAGAUAGUGAUUGGAUCAAUGAACUACGUCACGCAUUGGAUGGUGGAUGUGAUUUAGGAUCCAUAAGAAAUAUUGGAAAAUGUCGUCCACUUAAUAAUGAAUUAAGAUUACGAGUAUGGCAGACAUGUCUUAAUAUUAAUACUAAUACCGAUGAAUAUAAAUAUGUCAAUGAAGUUUUUGAUCUUCCUGAACAAAAUACCAUUCGUGAAGACGCUUUAAGAUUAGUGCAAUCGUUAAAUUUGAAUGAACAAGAAGCUGCAUCAAAAAUGAAUGAUGUUGAAGCUAUUAUAACAUCUUAUUGUAAACAACAGUAAGUUGCAUUUGUUAUAAAAAUAACACCUACGUACUCGAGAUAUACAUAUAUAUAAUGGCAUAAUGAACUAUCGCAAGGAAAUAUAUCACAUUGUAACAUACUCUCUAAUUUAUUGUGAUGUAGAGAUGGAAGACUCCUAUUGCUCGACGACUCGAGGCUGCUCAGAUGGCCCCAGUUAAAUGACUAUAGCUACCAAACACGAAAAAAGACAGAGGUUUCGAACUUGUUUAACUUUGUAGAGCAGAUGUUGCUCUAUCUAGGUAUAAAUUCAGAACAAAAAUUUUAUUUAGAAUCCUGUCCGCGGCACUGUCGGAUAUUUUGUCCUAGAAGGUACACCAUCUGAAACUGAGAGUUUGUAGAUCAUUUUUAAGUCGUUCGAUAGCCCCAUGAAUUUACUUCAAAAUGAUGAAAACCAGUCCUCUCUAGCUCAUUUCGAUCAAACGUUAUUCAAAAAACAUCCGAGUCCACUUUAUUUUGAAAUAGAUAGUAGUUCUAGACUCGGACUGGACUCGAGCUCAGACAUUUAGAAAGUUAUUUUCAUUAUUUUUUGAAUAAAGUAUUAUAUUGUUUAGUCUGAAUUUGAGAGUCAAAUAUACUGUGUUCUUUUUUAUAUUCAUUCAAUGUGACAUUGUAUUUAUAGGAAGAUAUGAUAAACAUGUAUAUCUGAUAUAGAGACAACCAGAAAAGAUGUACAUGCAUGUGACAGUUUCUAUGCGCUUUUCUUUCUGUUACAAUACGAUUCCACCAUCAAAAGUCGAAAAUAAGAUUCAAGCGCACUUGAACUUGAAAAUUACCGAACUCACUAAUAGCUGUCGCGAUAUAUGAAGAGAGAGAGUGAGAGUUUAUCGCUAUGAUAUUAACCAUAAGAUAUAUCAGUGAGUGGGUGUUACAUGUCGAUACAUACCAUAAUUACAGUAGGCGCCAAAUGAAUUUCCCCCCUACGUAUUUUUCAGAGAAAAAUGACAGGAUCCAUUCUUUUCUCAUUUUUCUACACGUAGAAAGAAAGCGCAGAAUUUGCUACAUCAGACCCCAUCAAGAGCACAAAGUAAGGAUGUGAUUUUGAUAGUGAAAAUUUUGUUGAAAGAAAAAGAUGUCAAAAUUCGUUGUCCCAAAACUUAUUUUCCUCUUGAUUAUUGUCACAAAGGUG